GAUAUAUCGAUGUAUCGAUAUUUUUUCGACGAGCCUAAGUCAAAGUAGCCGUGUUUUCACUUGUGCCAUUUUAUUAGUUAAAAUAAAUACUUUCUAUAUAAUCUGAUGCCGUAUUUCAGAUAGUGAAACAUAACAAAUAUUUAAUUCACGAUGGUUGGGCAAACGAAAGUGUUCGUGGGUAGUUUGCCUCAGGGCUCGAAGCCGGAAGAGUUGAGGAAGUUGUUCGAGCACUUCGGAGUGGUGACAGAAUGCGACAUCAUGAACAGAUGCGGCUUCGUUCACAUGCAGACCGAGGAGCAAGCCACCGCCGCUAUCAGAGACUUGCACAACUCCACGUUCAACGGCGGCGUGAUCACUGUGGAGCGGGGUCGGAUCAAGGAGAGAGGUCAGAGGGGCGGCCGCGGCGGAAUGGGUGGAGGCAUGAGAGGGACCGACCGGCGGGGAGGGAUUCGCGGCGGACCCUCGCGAGAUGCGCCGUACCCUUCUAUGCGCGACCGCGGCACUGGAGGGCCAAUGCGAGGCCCUCCGAUGGGCGGUAUGGGUGUAAGGAACGGGGGAGGUUACGACCGAAGCGUGGAACGCGCGCCCUUGGGCGGCGGCUACGCUGGCUACGGAGCUGACGACAGGUACAACGGGUACGGCGGCGAGGACAGGCGGGGCUUCGCGCUCGUGGACAACCGCGGCGCUCGGGACCCGUACGCAGCCCAGCCACCUAUGUACGCUGACGAGAGACGCACAUAUGCUCCACCAGUAGAUGACAUGGCAGCCAUGUACCCUGACGAAAGACGCGCGCCAAUGUACCCCGAUGAGAGAGAUAUGAUGGACCGUAGGCCCAUGUCGUCGGGCUAUGAGCGUGCGCCGCCGCGCGCUGCACCCAUGGGCAAUGGUGACAUGUACAAUAGAAGAGCUGAACCUACCAUGAGGGUCUCAACAGGAGCUGCAGCAGGCUAUGAGAGGGACCCCUACGCACAACAGUACCCACCUAUGGGACGGUGGUGAGGCCACGAGAGGCGAUGCGCGGCGGAGGCGACGGGCGGCGGCGCCCCUGCGGCGUGGAGUAGCUCCGCGCCCCGCCUCGCCUCCGACCGCUCGGCCGCGCGCUCCGAUGCGACGCGACGCGGACGCGUCUCGCGUGCGUGCCUCGUGCCUAUCGCGACCACUGAACCGCAGCAAGCUUUGCGCUCCUAUACUUAGUUAUUAUAAUAAGGAAAACGUGACGUUGACUCCCGGCGGACUCCGUGCGCCUUUUGAGCGGUUGACGUUAAUUUAUUUGACAUUAUCUGUAAUCUGAAAUGAACAAUCACGUUUUAAUUGAUAAGAUUUAACUUUUUAAGGUGAUUUAGAUGUAUGUUUUUUUCUUUCUCUUAGAUUAAAUUCCAUUUUUUUUAUAAUUA
Bicyclus anynana (squinting bush brown) is the source of this 1394-nucleotide messenger RNA. RefSeq names its product RNA-binding protein 4.1. The transcript has 4 exons. NCBI's taxonomy places the organism in Eukaryota, Metazoa, Arthropoda, Insecta, Lepidoptera, Nymphalidae. Gene Ontology annotation, cellular component: cytosol. Gene Ontology annotation, molecular function: mRNA binding. The record is from RefSeq and is a predicted model, not a curated record. The coding region runs from base 151 to 999 and encodes 282 amino acids.